GCCGCUGACCCCCAGGGCACCAUGGACUGGCUGACCCAGCGCUGCCCGCCGCUUGCUGCCCAGAGCUGCCUUCGCCCCGGCUGCCUCUCCUGGCUCCUGGUGGUGAUGGCCUUCAUCCUGUCAUACCCUAUGCUGAGGACCAUCAGCCUCGAACUCCACUCAGUGGUUACUGGCAGUUACCUCUCUGGGACUCACUCGGUUGCCUUUGUCAACUGCCCCAAUGAGCAGAUCGCCAAAGACAUAGCAAGGACCAUCCUAGAUAAGAAGCUGGCUGCCUGUGUGAAUAUCCUGCCGAGGGCCUCCUCUCUGUACUUUUGGAAGGGAGAGAUUGAAGAAGCCACUGAAAUCCUUUUGUUAGUGAAAACGAAGACUUCAAAAAUACACGAACUCUCUAACUACAUCAGAUCAAUUCAUCCUUUUGAGAUUCCUGAGCUCUUCAGCCUACCCAUCGACCAAGGAAACCCUCUUUAUUUAAAGUGGAUUGAAGAAGGGGUAGCUGAGAACUGAGCAGAGGCACACUCUACUUUCUGGUGCGAAGAUGUAGAGAGCUUGGCAGGAGAGACAGUUGCUGUCCCUUGGAUUGCAAUACAUUUAGAAGAUAAUUAACUUAUGGAUUCUGAUGCUUAUGUUAGCUCUUUGCCUAUUCCAGGUAAUGAGCAGAAGAGGUUAAACAUAUUGAAUGGGAAAGAAGAUAACUAUGUACUUCGACCCCUCCUCUACCCUCAUGAUGAGAGUUUAAUUCUUUAAGGAGAUGGUUGUGAGCGUUCCACUCUGCCUCUCUUGCCUAUCACCCACUACCACAUAGACUUCUAGAUGUACCACCAGCCCAUAGAAUGUCUCCUUUUCACAGAAUGGAGCCCUUAGUAAAAAAUGAGAACUAGGCUGAA
This is a messenger RNA of Vombatus ursinus (common wombat), 887 nucleotides long. RefSeq names its product protein CutA homolog. The transcript has 6 exons. The coding region runs from base 22 to 507 and encodes 161 amino acids. The record is from RefSeq and is a predicted model, not a curated record. NCBI's taxonomy places the organism in Eukaryota, Metazoa, Chordata, Mammalia, Diprotodontia, Vombatidae. Gene Ontology annotation, biological process: response to metal ion. Gene Ontology annotation, molecular function: copper ion binding.